This is a messenger RNA of Drosophila ficusphila, 4171 nucleotides long. RefSeq names its product ATP-binding cassette sub-family G member 4 (gene Atet). The record is from RefSeq and is a predicted model, not a curated record. Gene Ontology annotation, cellular component: plasma membrane. Lineage: Eukaryota; Metazoa; Arthropoda; Insecta; Diptera; Drosophilidae. The transcript is spliced from 7 exons. Gene Ontology annotation, molecular function: ABC-type transporter activity; ATP hydrolysis activity; ATP binding. Bases 743 to 3229 code for a protein of 828 amino acids.
UUCAGUUUCAGUUCUUCGUCGUUCGCUGCCUGAUUGUAGUUGCCUCCUGCGGCACAGCGGGAUUUGGCCAGGAAUCGAGUCCAAUCGGAACGGAUCGGAUCGCGGUGAAUAAAAACUCGUUUCGCCCCGCGAAAGACACACUUUGCGUGUUCCUGGACUGCGCGCUGCCAUCUGGGACCGCUGCUCUCCCGUAGAACCGCCCUCGCCCUUGUGGCGGAUUUGAAUAGCUGGCGUUGUUGUUUGUUUGUUUGCUGCCUCAACCAUAACAAAGAAGACACGGGCACGGGCACGAGUGCCUCUGAAUGUGAACGCGCUCCGAGCGGACCAAGUGCCCAAAAGUAUCUAACGUGUGCGGCAGUGGAAGCGGGAGCGGGAGCGUGAGCGGAAGCGGGACUGUGAACUAUCUCUUCUGGCAGUGGCCAAAAAGACAUAAUGCUAAUAAACCAAAAACACGUUUUAUGCCGUUCGUGUGUCGCUCUUCUCGGAAAAAACCCUCAUCAUAAUCGAAACACAAAUCCAAAGAGCUGAACUGAGGUGAAGCAACCUACGCUACUCGAGUACUUCCAAUGCAGAUGCCAAUCCUCGGUGUAUUCUAUUAACAGGAGAGUUCAAGAGUCACAAGUAUACGUCACAAGCCAAGCUGAAUCGAGCAUAGGUCAAGUGAGCCCAAUGCUGACGCCAGUCGCCAAUUGCAGCAGCAGCAAGUAAACAGAUUCUCAAAGGAAACCACACGCACCAAGCCAUGAACGAGCUGCAGGCCUCCAGUGUCCCGCUGGUGGACAAGUGCUCCUCCCACGCCGUCAUACUGCCGGCCGCCAAGAGCCCCAACAAGGUGUCUGAUUCAGCGGCCCCAACUGCGCCCAACGCCGUUCUCUUCACGAGCGGCAACAUGUCCCUAUCUACGCUCUCCACCGGCAGCAGCAACCCCAAUCCAAAGCAGGAGCCAGUGCCCCUCCUCAGCCAGCUGAAGCUGACCAACGACCUCAAGAAGAACAGCCAUGGGUCGCAGAACAACCUCUGCAACGGCGGCGUGGGCGGCAACAACCACGCCCUGGCCCCCAAGGUGGCCAACAACAGUGGCGGCAGCCCCAAUGGCCAGAAGAAGGGCACCAUCGCCCUGUCCCAUCUGCCCCAGAGGCCGCCGGUGGACAUCGAGUUCUGUGAUAUAUCCUACUCGGUGGCCGACGGCCACAGGCGGGGCUUCAAGACCAUCCUGAAGAGCGUGUCGGGAAAGUUCCGGAACGGCGAGAUCACGGCCAUCAUGGGACCUUCCGGCGCCGGGAAGAGCACGCUGAUGAAUAUCCUAGCCGGAUACAAGACCUCCCAACUGAGCGGCUCGGUGCUGAUCAACAGCAAGGAGCGGAACCUGCGCCGCUUCCGCAAGCUGUCCUGCUACAUCAUGCAGGACGACGUGCUCAUCGGCAACCUGACCGUGCGGGAGGCCAUGAUGGUGGCCGCCAACCUGAAGCUGGGCAAGAACAUGAUCAGCUACGCCAAGGUGGUGGUGGUCGAGGAGAUCCUCGAGACGAUCGGCCUGAAGGAGUCGGUCAACACGCUGACCUGCAACCUGUCCGGCGGCCAGAGGAAGCGCCUCUCGAUCGCCCUCGAGCUGGUCAACAACCCGCCCGUGAUGUUCUUCGACGAGCCCACCUCCGGCCUGGACAGCUCCACCUGCUUCCAGCUCAUCUCGCUGCUGCGCUCGCUGGCCCGCGGGGGCCGCACCAUAGUCUGCACGAUCCACCAGCCGUCGGCGCGGCUCUUCGAGAAGUUCGACCACCUGUACCUCCUCGCCCAGGGGCAGUGCGUCUACGAGGGCCGGGUGCGCGGCCUGGUGCCGUACCUCUCCUCGCUGGGCUACGAGUGCCCCUCCUACCACAACCCCGCCGACUACGUCCUCGAGGUGGCCUCCGGCGAGUACGGCGAGGCGGUGCCCAAGCUGGUGGAGGCGGUCAAGAGCGGGGCCUGCAAGAAGUACGCGCACAAGGACUACGGGCUCACCCUGGCCCAGAGGGGCUGCCACAACGUAAUCGUGAAGGGGAGCGGCAGCGGGGCGGGCAACGCGGCGGGCAACGCAGCGGCCACCCUCACCCUGGAGGACGAGAAGCCCCCGCUGGCGGAGCUGGAGGAGCGGCAGGCGGAGCCCACCGGCGGCGAGGAGGCGGAGCUGAAGCCGCCGAAGCUGGAGACGCAGCAGUCGCAGAACUCGGACUGCAGCGUGGUCAAUAUGCCCACCGCCGCGGUGGACGACAGCUGCAGCUUCAGCUCCUCGAAGGGCACCCACAACGCGGUGGGCUCGGGGUCGGGGGGCCCCAGCGCCGUCGUGGGCUGCAUGACCUCGCUGCUGGACUCGCACGAGAGCGUGGUGACGCUGCCCAGCAAGACGGGCUUCCCCACCAGCGGCUGGACGCAGUUCUGGAUCCUGCUCAAGCGCUCCUUCCGCACCAUACUGCGCGACAAGAUGCUCACCCACAUGCGGCUCUUCUCGCACGUCAUCGUGGGCGCUAUCAUCGGGAUGAUCUACUACGACGUGGGCAACGAGGCCAGCAAGAUCAUGAGCAACGCCGGCUGCAUCUUCUUCGUGUCCCUGUUCACCACCUUCACGGCCAUGAUGCCCACCAUCCUGACCUUUCCCACUGAGAUGUCGGUGUUCGUGCGGGAGCACCUCAACUACUGGUACUCCCUGAAGGCCUUCUACUUCGCCAAGACCAUAGCGGACAUGCCGUUCCAGAUCGUCUUCUCCAGCGUGUACUGCCUGGUGGUCUACUACCUAACCUCGCAGCCCAUGGAGCUGGAGCGGGUAUCCAUGUUCGUGCUCAUCUGCGUGCUGAACUCGCUGGUGGCCCAGUCGCUGGGCCUGCUGAUCGGGGCGGGGAUGAACAUCGAGACAGGCGUGUUCCUCGGCCCCGUGACCACCAUCCCCACGAUACUGUUCUCCGGGUUCUUCGUGAACUUCGACACCAUUCCGGGCUACCUGCAGUGGGUCACCUACGUGAGUUACGUGCGCUACGGAUUUGAAGGUGCAAUGGUGGCCAUCUACGGAAUGGACCGCGCCAAGAUGCAGUGCAACCAGAUGUACUGCCACUACCGCGUGCCCAAGAAGUUCCUCGAGGAGAUGUCCAUGGACAACGCCCUUUUCUGGGUGGACGCGGUCGCCCUCAUCGGAAUCUUCUUCGCCCUGCGCAUCAUCGCCUACUUCGUGCUGCGAUGGAAACUGCACAUGAUCCGCUAAGCGGAUGGUUCGGGGACUUGUUCAUAGACUAGGCUAUCAUUACUACCAUACGUUAGACCACCUGUAUAUAGAAGGCGCACGGAAGGUUGGGGGAAUGUAGUUUAGGGAGCUAAGGGAGAGUGGGUUCGGUGGGUUCAGUGGGUUCAGGAGGGCAGGAUUGUAGCUAGGCGUAGCCUUACCGCAUUCUUCAAUAUCUCCCGUCGGGCUUUUUACGUUUAUACAGACAGACACACACCCACACACUCGUAAGCACAAGCAUUGUGUCGGUAUCUAGAAGACGAUUCUAAAUAUAUACCCAUGGAUAUAUAUACACAAACAGUAGCUGUUCUGCAUACCAAAACGAAUGAAAUUUACAUAGAUUUAUAUAUGCAUAGGAGGACCCACGUAGAGCACCACUAAUACACACUUUAAUCGAGGUAUAAUUCUUGUGACCAAGCAGAAAAGAGUCUGAACUUAAGUAGGUUGAAAACAUAACAAAUUGGGGCAAGAUUUUCCGAUCGGAAUCCAAAUCGAAGCAGAAUUCAACACACGACUUUCUCCCAACGUUCUUCACUCCGUCCCUAUGUUGUACUAUUAAAUUCAACUUUCUCCAAUUAUUUGGCAACCUUUGCGAACCGAGAGAGAACCAGCGUGCAAUCGAACGGAAGUUGAGGCGAGAGUGGAAAGCGGAAACGGAAACCAUUCCCUUGUGAUAGAAAGCGGUGCAGUCCGGGUUGGAAAACCAUUUCACGGACAGGGAAGUUUGAAAAAGGAUAAGGCCCUGGCCAUCUGGUGAUAUAAAGCAAUUCCUAUUAUUACGAGCACGUGCAGAGGCGGUGAGAAGCAAUCGGAUUUGUGUUAGCUACGCGUAUUUGUGAUUAUUCAUUUUAAUUUAGUACAUGUUUAGUUUAAUUUUCUACGUCUACAUUUAUCAUGCCAAAAUAAAUGCAAUUUUCAUUUUGA